Stylophora pistillata is the source of this 2573-nucleotide messenger RNA. RefSeq lists its product as uncharacterized. NCBI's taxonomy places the organism in Eukaryota, Metazoa, Cnidaria, Anthozoa, Scleractinia, Pocilloporidae. The record is from RefSeq and is a predicted model, not a curated record. Gene Ontology annotation, biological process: motor neuron axon guidance.
AGCAUCUCGAGUUACGUUCUGAGAAUAAGCUCUAAGGACAGUCUUAUGAUACGAGACGAUAAAGUCAAGGUUCUGGAGCAAGAGAUCUUUUAUUCCCACAAAGGAUUACAGCACUAUUUAUCAGCGACGAGGAAUGAAGGGGGCUGUGAUAAUUUCAGUGGGCUUCCUUGUUCUUCAGUGUAUAUCACUAUCUGCAGCUGCACCAUGUGACCCAAGAUGCACAGCAAUACCAGGGCAGGGAACUUGUCAAAGCAGUGGACGCUGCCUUUGUUGGUGGGGAUGGACUGGGCCUAAUGGAGAAUACGUAUUAUCUGGAUUUCAUAAAAAUCGUGUACUGGCUGACUAUUGUACAAGGUCGUGUCUUUACACUCCCCGCCACAGGAAUAAAGCUUGUGCAAAGAUCCCUCCCCCCCCUCAGCCUAAACAAACUUCUACAGCAAAUCCAUCAACACAACCAACAACAGGGAAACCAAGCACAGGAAGCAGUACUAAAGCUCCACCCACAGUGUCAUGUGACCCCAAAUGCACAGCCACACCAGGACAAGGAACUUGUCAAAGUGAUGGAAAAUGUCUGUGUUGGUGGGGAUGGACUGGGCCUAAUGCAGAAUACAUCUUAUCCGGAACUCUUAAGAACAGAAUUAUGGCUGAUUAUUGUACAGAAGCAUGUCAUUACACUCAUGACUAUAUGAAUCCAUCAUGUGCCAGUAUCCCUACCCCAAAGGUGUGCAGUUUACCUGGUAACACAACUGACCCACCCAUCCCCUGUGAUCCUCUGUGUGGCACAGGGACAUACCACAGUGCUGGAAAGUGUCUUUCAAAUGGCCGUUGCCUCUGCUGGUGGGGUUGGACUGGUUCCAAUGCCUGCUACAUUGAUGGAGGAUCUUAUAACAACAGGAUCAUAGCUGACAGAUGUACCAAAGCUUGUCACUACACUCAUGACCACAGAAAUAUUAAUUGUACUAAGUACAAUUCAACGAAUCCAUCAACACAACCUCCAGUUACAAGAAAACCAAGCACAGGAUGCAUAACCACAGGAGUACCAACCUCUGGAGCUUAUCCUCAGUCAUCAACAAGAAAACUGACAACUGCAAUCUCAACUACAGCUUCAUCAAAAACUCAUCCAACAACACCGAAAGAAACCAGCACCAUUCCAACAACAGCUCAGAGAACAACAAAAGCCCCAACUACUAAAGAAAGGACAACUUCUCAUCGCUCUACAACAGCAAAAGCAACCACCACUCAAAAAACAGUGACCACUACAGCAGAGACAACAACAACUGGUACGCCAACUACAAAACAAAAGACUACAACUCCUCCAUCCACUACAGCUAAGGACACUACCACCCAAGCUUCUGUGUCGACUACAGCAAAGACAACAACUUUUGCACCAAGUACCAAACAGAAGACUACAACACAAAAGGCAAAAACAACUACAGCUAAACAAACAACUACCCAAACACCAACAACAAUGGCAAAGACAACAACUUCUGCACCAACCACCAAACAGAAGACAACAACACAGAGGGCACAAACCACUACAGCUAAACAAACUACUACCCAAACAGCAACAACUACAGCAAGCACCACCAUGCAGACAACAAAACAGAAGACUACAACUGCAGCAGCAACAACCACACAAGCUCCUACAACAACAGAAGAACCGACAGAACCAACCGAGCCAACAGAACCUACAGAGCCGACAGAGCCGACAGAACCGGCUGGAGUGCAGGUGAGAGGAUGGGCUCCUGAUGAGGACUUUGAAAGUCAGAAUGAUGAUGCCAAAAAUUUUGGCGACAUUGGUAAGGCUGACGCUGUUAAAGAGAAAGAUGACAGUGAUGGCAAGAAAUCGAGUCAUGCUGGUGUAGUUGGUGCCGUGGUAGUCCUGCUUUUUUCUUUAGUGGUGUUUGGUGCAGCCGUGUGGUGGUCUUAUGGCCAAGGAAAUCAGUGUCCAGGCAUUUGGCGCGGUUAUGAACAAGUGGCAGACCAUGAUAAUACCUACCUGAUGAAUGACUUUUCAACUUCAACAACAAUUCCAUGACCAUCAUCAUUUUAAUGCUAAAAGCUCUUUUCUGGGACUUAGUCAUAAAGUCGAUGAUUUUGUUGGAAUGACACCAGCUUACUGAUUUGUACUUCAUUGCCACACCUUUGAGUGACUAUUGUGAUGCAAACUUUGUGCAUCUUAUCUGUGAAUCACUGUUUCAUUAAGAGGUGACUGCUUUCCUAACCUUUCGACAAUUCAAAGGGCUUACAAUUUUACUUAUUAACCUCUUACACCCUAACUUCAGAGGAUAUAUUUUCCAUACUUUUCUUCAUACAUUCCCGAAGGUGCUGACAAGGAGAAUUUGUUUAACAAUCAAGCGUUAAGUUGGUGAUCAUCUUCUUUAUUCUCCUGACCUCAAUGUGUGAUUCAGGGGGGACAUAGUAUGGAGAAAUUAGAUGCCUGUCACUCUUCCUGGCAUAAGGGUUAAUUGCAAAAUGGUCUGCUCUGUGUUAAUUUAAUAUCUUAUUAACCAAGCGCAAGGGCCUUACUGGGAGAAUAUCGGCCCGAGGUCUUGACAGUACAGACCUCGCUG